Molecule: messenger RNA, 312 nt
Organism: Culex pipiens pallens (northern house mosquito)
Lineage: Eukaryota; Metazoa; Arthropoda; Insecta; Diptera; Culicidae
Exons: 2
Coding region: 1-312 (103 amino acids)
Source: RefSeq, a predicted model, not a curated record
AUGCCGAAAUAUCGGCGGAACGCCGUUGUGAUUGACUUUAACGUCAUGCCGAACAUCGAAUCCGUUUUGAACACCCGAAACCACGUCAUCAUCGAGCUAGGAUCGCCGGAGGAAGCUUGGGACCUAGUCGACCACCACAACCUCAAACACAAGGUAGGAUGCAGGGGUCAAGCCUUCCGCAUACCUAUUUUCCUGGAGGACAACUCCAUCCAAGUUCGCGUCCACGAUUUGCCGCCGCACAUGCCGAACGAAUUAAUUGCCACUCAUCUCGAGGCCUACGGGGAAGUCAACUCCAUUCGGAGAAAGGUCUAG